Closterium sp. Naga37s-1 is the source of this 2346-nucleotide messenger RNA. NCBI's taxonomy places the organism in Eukaryota, Viridiplantae, Streptophyta, Zygnematophyceae, Desmidiales, Closteriaceae. The record is from the annotation of a GenBank genome assembly.
AUGGCGGGUCAAUUGGGUCUAGACCCCCCAAUCAUGGAGCUGGUGGAGGGAGGCGCGAGGAGACAGGCAGACAGGGCGCUGAGAAGCUGCGAGAAAGAGGUGUUUUUUCUCCCCCUUCCGCCCUUUCCCUCCCCCUCCUCCCCCCCAGAGCACAAGCUUCAGUGGGAUGCUGUGGAUGGCGGGGCAACUGGGAUUAGACCCGCCCCUUAUGGAGCUGAGCACAAGCUUCAGUGGGGUGCUGUGGAUGGCGGGGCAAUUGGGUCUGGACCCCCCGAUCAUGGAGCUGGUGGGGGGAGGGGCGAUGAGACAGGCAGAGAGGGUGCUGAGGAGACAGGCAGAGAGGGCGCUGAGGAGACAGGCAGAGAGGGCGCUGAGGAGACAGGCAGAGAGGGCGCUGAGGAGACAGGCAGAGAGGGCGCUGAGGAGCCAGGCAGAGAGGGCGCUGAGGAGCCAGGCAGAGAGGGCGCUGAGGAGCCAGGCAGAGAGGGCGCUGAGGAGAGGAGCUUGCUGUGGAUGGCGGGGCAAUUGGGUCUGGACCCAUCAAUCAUGGAGUUAGUGGGGGGAGGGGCGAGGAGACAGGCAGAGAGGGCUUUAAGGAGCUGCGAGGCUGUUGCUGCUGUGGUGAAGGGGAGGGAUGGGGCUGUGGGGUGGGGGAAGGGCGGGGGAGGGAGCGAGGAGGAGGGGAAUUGGGAGGGAGAAAAUAGAGGUGGAGGGAGUGGUGGGGGAGGGAGUGGGGGGGAGGGGUGGAGGAAAUGGGUUCGGAAGGGGUGUUUGAGUGUUGGGAGGGACUGUAUCGCUAUGACAGUGUAUUUGGCACGGGAUGUGGUUGGAGGGGAGAGAGGGGAGGUGGCUCGGGCAGUUGAGGAGUUUUUUGCAGCUGCCCGGAGGAAGAGGAGGGAGAUCUGGGCAGCGGAAGGCAGGAGAAGUGGGACAGGGAGGAUGGGGGAGACAGGGGAGGGGGAGGGAGAAAUGGGAAUAGGGGACAAAGGAGGUAGAGGAGGGGAAAGCGGGGUUGCAGGAAGAGGGGAGGAGAAACGUGAGGUGGUGUGGGGUGUGGGGCAAUGGUGGGUGGUGGGGCAUGGAAGGGAGGAGGGCGGCGAGGAGAAGAGUGGGAAGGAGUCUGCUGCUGAUGGUGGCGGGUCAGGGAUCGUUGGUGCUACACGAAAGGGGAGAGAUUUUGAGGACAGGGGUGAGGGGGAGGAGGAGGGAGAGGAAUUGGAGGAAGAGGAAGAGGAGGAUGAGGAGGAGGAGUCAGAGGGAGUGAUAGCAGCGGAUCCGCUGCUGCAGUGUUUGGUGGUACCAGGACUGCCUAAAGGGGCUGCUGUUGAGAUCGCUCCUCUCCUUGCCGCCCCACCUCUCUCCUCCUCCUCUGCCACCUCAGCUGCCCCGUGGCCAAGUUCCCUCACCCCCCUGCACCUCCAGUCCACGUCAGCACCCUGCCACGUGUCAAACGCAGACUGCCACACGUCAGUUCUAGGGAAUCAGCUGGCAGGGAUGAGCUUGGGCGAAGGAAAAGAAGGGCGCGAGUCAGCAGAAGCAGACAAAGAGACAGGGGCAAAGGAGGUUGACAGAGUUGUGGGUGAUGCGGCAGAGACAGACAGGCAUAGAGGGGCAGAGGGCACAGACAGUAUGGCGGAGGGAGCAGUGGGGAGGAGAGAGGGAGAUGAGGGGGAGAUGCAGAGGAGAGUGGCUGUGGGGGGAGGGGCGGAGGGGGGAGGGGCGGAGUGGGGAGGGGCGGAGGGGGUGAGCAUUAGUGGGCGGGGCACCGCAGCAGCGGGUGCUUUCUGUCGCGUGCACCUGCGGGUGGAGCAGACAAAGGGGGAGCAGAGGGGAGGGUGUGAAGGGAAGCUUCCUCUUGCCUGUGAGGCUGCAGGGGAGGGGGAGGGCAGCAUGGGGUCAUGUGCAGACAGCUUGGUGGAUGGGGUUGCUGGCGGAUGCGUCAGAGUGCUGUCAGAUGCCCUCCACGUGGCACGACUUGAUUGGCCCGAUGUUGCGAAGAAAAUUACCCACUAUUCUUCUCUUCCCCCCUCCCCGUUGUUCCCCUCCCCCUCCCUCCUGGACACCACCCGAUCAACCCCACAGAUGCUCCGUGUGUAUGUGGCGGCGGGAGGGCCGAUCCCCAUCCCUGCCCUGUCACUCGCCGUCAAGACUCAUCUCUCCAAGACCCUGCACAACCGAACCCAGUCCCAAGCCUCCCAUGAAACACCUGCUUCAAGCCACCAGCAUGGCCCUUCUGCUGUUGUGGCGGAGGUGCUGUGCCCAAUAGUGGUGCCGGUGACAGCAGUGGGGCCCACAGCUGCAGUGGAUGCUCUCCUGGCAGUAGAGAUGACGGCUUUUGGGGUAUGA